CCUUGUGUUCUAAGUUUCAAACGCCGUCAUCGUAGCUUUAUCCAGAAGGAGCAGAAACUACUACUACUACUACGAGAGAGAGAGAGAGAGAGAGAGAGCGUGAAGAGAGAGAGACAAGAAUGACAACUGAGUUACAGUUACCGCCAGGCUUCAGGUUUCAUCCAACGGAUGAGGAGCUUGUGAUGCACUAUCUCUGCCGUAAAUGCGCGUCGCAGCCAAUCGCCGUCCCGAUUAUCGCCGAGAUCGAUCUUUACAAGUACGAUCCAUGGGAACUGCCAGGCUUGGCUUUGUAUGGGGAGAAAGAGUGGUACUUCUUUUCGCCCAGAGACAGGAAGUACCCGAACGGUUCGAGGCCGAACCGGGCGGCCGGGUCCGGGUAUUGGAAGGCGACCGGGGCUGAUAAGCCGAUCGGACAUCCUAAGCCGGUUGGGAUUAAGAAGGCCUUGGUUUUCUACGCUGGGAAAGCUCCGAAAGGAGAGAAAACCAAUUGGAUUAUGCAUGAGUACCGGCUUGCUGACGUGGACCGGUCCGCUCGCAAGAAGAACAGCUUAAGGCUGGACGAUUGGGUACUGUGCCGCAUAUACAACAAGAAGGGCUCCAUAGAGAAGCAAACCCAAAGCUUGAACCGGAAACUGGCGAGUUUCCCGGAGCCGGAGGACAAGAAGCCGGAGAAGCUGACGGCAUCGCAAGUUCUCAACGGUUACCCGCCACCGCCGGCGGCGACGGGGGUGAAUGAUUUCAUGUACUUUGACACGUCGGAAUCGGUGCCGAGGCUCCACACGGACUCGAGCUGCUCGGAGCACGUGGUGUCGCCGGAGUUCACGUGCGAGGUCCAGAGUGAGCCCAAGUGGAAGGAGUGGGAGAAGGCCCUCGAUUUCCCAUAUAAUUACAUGGAUGCCACUGUGGACAGCGCGUUCGCCUCGUCGCAGUUGCAGGGCGGGGGUAAUUAUCAGUUGUCGCCGCUGCAGGACAUGUUCAUGUACCUGCAGAAGCCCUUUUGAAUUUUGACUUGGGUUGGCCAAAAACGGAGAAGACUACGGAUGGUAUUUUGCUGGUUUUCGGUGUCGUGGGACAACACGAGACGAAGGUCCAUGACUGUUGCUCUGCGAUAGCUCACAUAAAUAUAUAAUUAAGGAAGAAGAAUUAGAAUGAAAAAAAAAAAAGGAAAAGAAAAAAUAUAAUAUAUAUAUAGAACGCGAAUUCCGUCAUUGGGGAUUUCACUUGUGGGGUCCAGCAUUUGGCUCCCGGGGGUGGACUUGGGUGCGGGUCGGUACACCGAGCACAUUGAUCUUUGCAUAUAGCGGUAGCAUGUGUACAGCCUGUAGAUGUAGAUAGAUAUAAACGUUGUCACCGUCAUGAUUUUGAGUACCGGGCAUUUAUUGGCCCCAAAUCUAAAUUUUAAUAUUUCUCGUUGUAGCAGAUUAAAAUUGUUUUCCUUCUUCGUUUCUUGUUGAUCUGUUUUCUUUCUUUUAUAGUUUGGAGGAUUCCUCAUUUUUUAUAUGGAGUAAUUUCUCUCGUAAGAUAAAAAAUUACUAAUUCUAAUAACUUUUUUAGUAUUCA
Messenger RNA from Morus notabilis, 1560 nucleotides. Its product is annotated as NAC domain-containing protein 2. The record is from RefSeq and is a predicted model, not a curated record. Gene Ontology annotation, molecular function: DNA binding. The coding region runs from base 120 to 1001 and encodes 293 amino acids. The transcript is spliced from 3 exons. Gene Ontology annotation, biological process: regulation of DNA-templated transcription. NCBI's taxonomy places the organism in Eukaryota, Viridiplantae, Streptophyta, Magnoliopsida, Rosales, Moraceae.